AUGUCAUACUUGUCAGAAAUACAGGAAAUUGGUGGAAGGGGAGGCUCUCCUUUUCGUUUUGAUGGUAUUGAAAAUGGAGCCACACUAAAAAAAAUCUGGGUGUGGGCUGGUGGCUGGCAGAUAAGAGGCAUUAAGGUCUGGCUUACAAAUGACAAUUCACAGCAGUUUGGAAAAUCUGAAGGGAAGUUUUCAGAAUUUACAUUUGAAGAUAAGGAGCAUUUUACUUCCCUCUCACUUUGGGGAAAUGGAGCUGGAACACGUCUGGGUGGCAUUAAAUUUAAAACAAAUCUCUCUCGAGAGUUCUCUGCAUACAUGACUGACUGGGGGCUGAAAACUGAAUAUCCAGUUGAUGUUGGUUCUGGAAUUUGCAUGGGAAUCACAGGACGUUCAGGAUCAGAUAUAGACAGCUUAGGCUUUGUGUUCAUUAACACCAUCAAGUCGACUGUGCUUACAAAUGUCAACUAUCCUACACUUCAUAAAGUGAUACCCCAGGUGGCUGUUGAAGAAAUCAAAACCAUGACCUACCGAAACAAAUCUUCUGAAACUCAAGAAUACAAAAUAGAAACCUCCAAGAAACUCACAAAGAAGUCAGCCUGGAGUGUGUCCAACAAGAUGGAAUUCACAUUUAGUAUGGAAGUGAAGGCGGCAAUCCCAGAGAUCUUAGAAGUGUCAACUGGACUGGGUUUUAAAGUGGGAUCUGAACACUCAUAUGGUUUAGAAAACACUGAAGAGAAAACUGAGAUGUUGUCUUUUCCUGCCAAAGUCCCUCCAAGAAAAGCCAUGGAUGUGAACAUCACAAUUGGCCGGGUUACAGUAGAUCUUCCCUACAAGGGCACUGUCAAAAUUACCUGCUACAAUGACAGUGUUCUGACAUUUGCAACAAGUGGAACCUACAAGGGCCUUACCUACACUGAUGCUAAAGUGAUCGUGAAGGAAUCAACAAAACUUCUGUCAUCUGACUAGUCAUCUAUAGAA
This is a messenger RNA of Trichomycterus rosablanca, 975 nucleotides long. Its product is annotated as aerolysin-like protein. Gene Ontology annotation, cellular component: extracellular region. Bases 1 to 963 code for a protein of 320 amino acids. The record is from RefSeq and is a predicted model, not a curated record. Lineage: Eukaryota; Metazoa; Chordata; Actinopteri; Siluriformes; Trichomycteridae. The transcript has a single exon.